Messenger RNA from Lymnaea stagnalis (great pond snail), 8663 nucleotides. NCBI's taxonomy places the organism in Eukaryota, Metazoa, Mollusca, Gastropoda, Lymnaeidae. The record is from the annotation of a GenBank genome assembly.
GGUUGUCCAAAAUUAAAUGUAAGUUUGAGAACAACCGAGAGAUGUUUUCUAAGCCCCCCACCCCACCCCAUACACAGUGCACAUUUCCCUAUUAUCCGAAUUUCUCCUCCACUCAGCAGGAGCGACGCAGCUGACUCUAUCUUCACUUUGCACAGUAGUCUACAACUCUUGCAGUGAUUAGCCGCUUAGUGCUUAGGUCUAGGUAUAUUUAUACUAUUAUACAAUACAAUACACUUUACAGCUACACUACCACUAGACUACAGUGAAUAGUAAAUUUACUCACCAAUUAGGCUAAUGAUUAAUUUAAUAUUAUUAAAAAUUAUUUGCUAUUUUUAGCCUAAGUCUCGGGCCUCAUUUUUACUUAAUUAAUUUAAUUUUUAUUCAGUCCAUUUCCUUACUACAACAACAGUCACUACAGUACUGAGUAGUUACUGAGUUACGGAGUACCAAUAUUGAAUUGUAACAAGUAAGUGUCUAAAGUAAGUAAGCCAAAUUUACGACCUUACGUUUUUCACUCACCAAACUCUAAUACUAUACAUACAGAUUAAAGUUUAGUUAUAGCCUAUAAAUAAUAUUCUACUCAAAGUAAAAUGCAAAAAACUAUUAAGUAGCCUAAUAAUAUUAAUUAAUAAUUUUUAAAAGUAUACCUUAAAAUGGAAACGGUUAGGGUCCAUCCAUAAUUGACUUCACGCAACUAAGGGGCUGGGUGGGGGGUGGGUGGUGGUGGGUGGUGGUGGUCAUAUUCUUGUGACGAAAGAAGGGGGUGGGGGGUAAAGCAUUGUGAUGUCACAUUAAAUGUGGAACAUUCUUGAAAAAAAAUUGCACUUCAUAAUAUUAAAAUACAGAUAUUUUAACAUCAUUCCUUUAAUACAACAAUUAUAAUUAUUUGCUGGGGUCAUCGGGUUAUGUUAAAACUGCGAUCACUGGGUGAAUCAGUUCAGGUAUGCCAUGCGAGGUCCUAGAAGUGGCAUCUGAUCAAAAAGCAGGCCACGACGUAGGAGGGGACUCGAGGCGUAGUUACAUCGACAGUCGAGAGAAUUUAUAUUGAAAUGUGGAGAUGGGACAAGGGACUUCAAGGGGAAGUCUUCUUCUUUUUUUACAUAUUAAGGGCCCAUGAACAAUGAUUUGAUCAUUCUGGCUACCAUGUAUGUAGAAGAAUUUUCAAUGUUUCUGUGCCUGGUAUUGACUAGGAUAUUUCACUGGUGCAAGGGCUACUCAGCAAUGGUAUCAUGAACUGGGGUUUUGAAGAUAUUGAGAUGGAACGAAAAAUCUUGGACUGGGUGGGGAGUGAUUUUAGUAAAUUUACUAGGCCAAAGAUUCUUAAACUUUGUGCAGUGCUGCAUCCCCUCUCAACUUCUGAACAUUUCCGCAAGUAAUGAAAUUUAAAAAAUUAAAAUAAUGAAAUUAUUUAUUUAUUGUCGUGUCAUUUGUUUAUGUAACUUUCUAGAUACAAGAAAAAAUUUACCAAUACAAGUGAUGCGCAAACAAAAUUCGCCAUAAUUUUUUUUACUGCUGCUAUUUAGAGUGCAUAAAAACUGAUUUUAUCUUUAAAGACAAGAACAAUUAACAAUGGCAGCAAUAGUUGUAGAAUAAUUUAAAAAAGGCAUUUUCAUAUAAGCCAUAAUUUUUUAUUAAAAAAAUGCAAUCCGAGUAGUCAACCUUCACUCCUUUGCCCUCUGCAUUUGCUAAAGGUGAAAAUCUUCCCCCAAUGGGACAGGCAUUACAGCCCAGUUUAAGAACCUGUGAUCUAUAUCAUUUAUUUUUGAAAAAAAAAACAACCUUUUCUCCACUUCCCCAAUGGAUAAUUUUAUUUGAAAAUAAUAUAGGGAGUUAAUUAUAUUUGCAGGAUAGAGUCUCCCUUGCAAGAAAGAAAAUUGUCUGAGAUGAAAUAAUGGGCUCAAAGAAGAUGAAAUACAAGUGUAUUGAAUGUGGUUCCAGUGUGGAAAGUCUGUAUCGUGACUACAAAGCCAACAUUAUCAAGAUUCAUCAUUGUGUAUGUUACUUAUAAUUUACUUUUGAAGCUAUGAAAAUGAUGUCAUCUGCUUGAAUUUCUUAAUUUUAAUAACUUACAAAUAUUCUUGAUUUUUAAGUAAUUUUUAAAUUUAAUUUCCAAUCAACUUUUAUCAAGUGUUUCUUUUUGGGAAAAUAUAAAAAAAGAGAGGGUGUCACUAUGAUAAAGCUUAAAGUAUGGUAGAUUAAAGACAUAAUCUGCAAGCAGACAAUUCAAACUUCUUUUACCAGUUCAAUACUGGUUUUUAGACACUAUUUCCUGGUUAACCAUGUGUUUUAACCAGAUCAGUUAAGACUAUGAAAUACAAAAUUAAAAAAAAAUAUUUAACAAAAGAUAAGUGCAUCUGAUAUCAUGUCUAAAUAAAUAAUUUUAAAAAUUAUAUAUUCAUCCAAAUUAGCAUCAUAAUAUUUGUUUAAAAAAAAUCACAUUAAGGACAGAAGAGUUUUCUGUUUUAUGUAGAUCAGUCAGAGCAUUGUAAAAACUGGUUUAAAACCAGAUAUCUAAAACCAAUAACCUGUUGGCCGCCAAAAAUUAUUAAUAUCCCAACAAAAAAGUGAUUUAAAGGUGCAACCAACAAAAUGUGCAAUUUGAAACAAAAUAUUGUCAUCCUUCAGUCUUUUAAAUUGUUAAUUUUAACAACUACAUUUAACUGCAUUCUUUUUGCGAAAAUCCUCAACCACUGACAACAGAAGACAUUAUCCCAGUCUGGCAGCAAAUGUUAAUCCAACACAGAAAUAAAAAUAAAGAAAUGUGUCUAAAAAAAUAAAAACAUAAUUAUUUCCUAUCCCAUUUAUUGUGGAAAACUUGUCUUGGUAUGGGACUUAUGCCUGCUUUAAUUAUCCCUUAGCUUCCAAAACUAUGAAUUAUCUUUAGUGAUUUAAUCCAAAGUUAAUCACAAAGCUGGUGUGUGAUCACUCUGCACAUUUAAAAAACAACUUUGUGUUUUGAGACAGAGUUACGACCCUUUUGUCUUAUAUCUUACUGACUCCACCACCCAGUGAUCCAGAUUAUUAGUUAAGUAUGUAAGAUAAUUAGUUAGUCUUUUAUUUUGAUAGUCUUAUGAUAAUAUUCAUAAAUGGACUUAUUCACAAGAUUCUGUGUUGAAUGAAAUACAUUAUGAAUAAACUUAUGUUUUUUUUCGUAGGAGUCCUGCCAAUCUGUAGCUGAUAAGUACAUAGAAUAUGAGCCAAUCAUCAUCCUUCUUGAUGCAUUACUAUUACAGCCCCAAGCUUACAGACAUCUACUUUUAAAUACACAGUUUGACGUAAGUGUUUAUUGUUACUUUUAACAAGUUGGGUUACCUUUACAUAAGCAAGGAAUUAAGGAGCACAAAAAUUAUUAAACAGAUACUUCAAAGUAAUGUACUUUGGAGUUUCUUCAUCAAAACUUAAAACAAGAAAAAUGGAAAUUAAAAUAAACCGAGUUCAUAGGGCUGGAAGCUGUGCAUAGUCUGAGAUGGAACUGCCUUAUCUCAUGUUCUUUAUUUCUGUUUAAUAACUUAAUUACAGUCUCCCCCCACAUUAUGUUGUUCACAUCAUCAACUUGUCUAAUUAUUGGCACUGUGCUGCCAUUUUCUCUUGAAUCCUUGUUCAGGUUUUCUCUUUUUUGAUUCUUAAUAUUCUCAUUGUGCUUAACAGCAUGGGCAUUCUUUAUUGAAGGCUUUACAACAUGGGUAAUCUUUAUUGCAGGCUUUACAACAUGGGUAAUCUUUAUUGAAGGCUUUACAACAUGGGCAAUCUUUAUUGAAGGCUUUACAACAUGGGUAAUCUUUAUUGAAGGCUUUACAACAUGGGCAUUCUUUAUUGCAGGCUUUACAACAUGGGUAAUCUUUAUUGAAGGCUUUACAACAUGGGUAAUCUUUAUUGAAGGCUUUACAACAUGGUUAAUCUUUAUUGCAGGCUCACUGGAGACUAGCUUUUUUGUUUUGGAUUUGUGACGCCUUUAGCAAAUUAGUGCUCCAGAGGGUGGAGCUAACCAACAGUCAACCAUCUUCUGGAUCUGAAUAUGUCAACUACACUUAUUUGGGGCUUGAGCUCUAUCUCAACUUUAUUAUUGCUGCCACAGGUAAAUCAAUAAAUAUCUUAACUUAUAAGAGAUAAAGUAGCUAUUCGGUGAAAGCUUAAAACAAUGUGCAUCUAGAUUUAGCUUUUAAACUCAGUUUUGGAGGAGCAUAAUAUUAGUUACCAAUAUUAGCUGAGUUGAAGUAACUUAAAAAAAAUUUCUUUUUAAAUCUAGAACUGCUAGUCCUGACAGUGGUGGUGCUUUCAGUUUAUGCCUUGAAACAUUUUUGUACACAAGGGGAUCUCAAACAUUUUAGGUAAUUAUUUAAUUAUAUGUUUGAAAUGUUAAAUCUGUUUCUAUACCCCUAUUUAUAGCUUGUAAAGACCGAUGGCUUAAAUUUAUUUGAUUUUUACAGACAGUACUAUUGCUCAUUGUGCAUUGUUAUGUCAUUUUGCAUGUAACUUUUGUGGUGAUUUUUUUUAGCUUAUCAUUGCUAAACCAACUCAAUUUAAAAUUUAUACCUGUUUUUUAUUCAUAUCUUUUGGUGUUUUUAUCUUGCCAUUGAUCAGACCAGACUAAUAUCUUAGUGACUCAAAGUCACAUGUAGAAUCCCUAACUUGAAUCACAGCCAGAAUAUACUUAGAUUUGGUAGGAGCAAAAAAAGUAGGGGCUAUAUUCAGUCUUCUCCUAUAUAUUAAAGGCCCACAAUCAAUUUAUCAGUCUCUCCUCCUAUGGUUGGCAGGGGUAUAGAAAAGAUGCAUUGUAUGUGCUAAGUUUUAACCUUCAUUAUUACCAUCAUACUGUUUCCGAGAUGAAGGAAUCAAUGUUGGAGCUCUGUGGCAAAACAAAAGGUUGGGGCAUGGGCCUCAGAUGCAAAAUUAUCAUUUGGUGACUAAGUCAAAUUAAAAAAAUUUCCAUUUUAGCCCAUCUCUGAUUUUCAAAGCAGUCAUCAUUGCCAGCCUUGGUCAUGUUUUAGCCAUUCCAGCCUUACUUUGGGGCCAACUUUAUAGAAAUGUUUAUAUACAUCUUACCCAGGGCUUUGUUUGCCUGUCUACAAUUCAGGCAUUGCGAGGUAAGGAAAUCAAAACCUAUUGAUAUGAAGUUGAGCAAAAUUUAUUUUCAUUUCUGAAAUGGCCUUUCAGUUUCAUUAAAGAAAUUCCGACAACCAUCAUAUCUCAGAAUCAUGUGAUAGGUUUAGGAGUCAUAAAAUAUUUAUAAAUUAAUCCUGAUAAAACUUAAUGGUGAUUCCAGAACUUGAAAUUGAAUUGGAUAACACUUAGUUGGUGUAAAUGUAAAAUGUUAAAUCAUUCUAUUGAUGUUUGUUUGCAUGACAUAAAGAGCUCUUUACAAAAGACAAUUCUUAAAUCUCUCUUAGAAACACACAACCCAAUUAUUAUAUUAUUAUUAGAGGUUUUAUAUAGCUUGGUACCCCAGCCUACGCCUGGGCUCACCAUAUUGUACAUACAAUUUAAUAAAAAUGAACUUAAAAAUUAACAUACAUUAAUUAAAUAAAACAAAACUCAUGUAUAUUAACUACAUCAAUUCCAGAACUAUUUACAUGUCAAGCCAUGGACGGCACCCAUUAAUAUCGUUUAUCGGUCAAAGGGGGGAAUCAGUCAGGAUAUUAGCGUUUAAAAAGAUGUGUUUUGAGUGCAGUUUUGAAAGCUGUAAUGGUCGGUAUAUUGCGAAUGUGUAGUGGAAGAGAAUUCCAUUGUUUGGGGGCACAGAAAAAGAAAGAUCGUUCACCUUAUGUUUUUGUGCGAGUCUUGGGGACAGAAAGAAUAUGCGUGUCUACGGAGGAGUGAAGCUGUCGAAGGGGUGAAUAGACAGAAAGAAGUUUGGUUAGAUAGGAAGGGCAGGAAUUUGAGAAAAAAUUGUGGCAGAGAAAAGAGCCUUUGUACUUGUACAGGGAGCCAAUGAAGUAGUGGUGUGACGUGAUCACGUUUUUUUGCUUUUAGAACUAGCCUAGCAGCAGUGUUUUGAACCUUUUGUAGUUCUAAGAAGUGUUUUGAUGAACCUGACAUGAUUAUUAUUUCUCUUAAAAACACAAUUAUUAUAUCUCUCUUAGUCUUAGAGAUCCAAAACACAAUUAUUAUAUCUCUCUUAGUCUUAGAGACCCAAAACACAAUUAUUACAUCUCUCUUAGUCUUAGAGACCCAAACCAAAGCACAAUUAUGAUAUCUCUCUUAGUCUUAGAGACACAAAACACAAUUAUUUUAUCUCUCUUAGACACAAAACACAAUUAUUUUAUCUCUCUUAGUCUUAAAGACACAAAACACAAUUAUUAUAUCUCUCUUAGUCUUAAGUCUUAGAGACACAAAACACAAUUAUUAUAUCUCUGUUAGAGAUAGUGAGGGCAAGACCAUACUGAGCCUAUUUUGCCUAUGAUCCAAUCCCAAUAAAAAGUAUAAAUUCUAUCACUUUUAUAUCCAUUCUCUUAUCCACAGUUGUAAAUCAAAGGAAAUACAAUACAUUUUGGGCAGUUCUAGCAGUAAUCUUUGGAUUCAGUGCACAGAUGGUUGUCUCAUCUAAAAUGCACUAUUGGCUUGGAUAGGUCCUUUACUUGUUUGGUUUAAAACGGGUGAUAACUACUCAAUCUAAGAAGAGUAAUACAUUGGGACAAAUAGGUAACCAUGUGCUUUAAAGGGUCUAGGCUAAAACAAUAACUCGGUUUAAACGAACUUGUUGGCAUAUGUUAUCCAGCGAGUCAAAAUAGCGUACUCAUUAUGACCCAAGGGAGACAUGUCAAUGACCUGGUCAGUCAAGAUGUAACUAUUUGGUGGUCUACAGCAGCAUUUGACCUAACAGCCCUGUGAACAAAAAUGGCGAGUUGUUGCAAUGUACAUAAAUGGUCAGUUCUUCAGAAACGAUGGAUGCUCUUAUUGUUGUAAAAAGUUUGUCCAUAUAACAAACAUGAAUUAUUUAUUAUCUCUGCUGUAUUUUUUAUUUUAUUUGUUUCGUGAUCUGUUAUAUUUAAUCAUUUUUAUGAAACCAUCAUACUUUUUAUGUAUUUGUAUUAAAUACAUAUUUGAGUGUUACAUCAGUAAUGUCUGUAAUUUUUCCUACAACCAACAACUAAAGUUAUAGUUCAUUCAAACAACCAAAUUUAUCUACACAAUCAAUACAAAUACAGAAGAAAUAACGUCAAAUAAUUUAUUGUUUUUUAAGUUCUGCUGCAUUAAAAAAAAUAAUUAUGCGAUGGUAAUGUCUAAACUACACACCUGGUAAUAAUGUACAUGAGUUGUAUGUUAGUUUUGUUCUGUUAAGAAAGUAAAUUACAGUGUUAUAAGAAUGACAUCAAGCAUCGCCAUAGAUGCUGCAACAUUGCAAUUGGAGAGAAAAAGUUAUUUAAAAAGUUAUUCAAGUAAAAGUAACCAAAAAGGCAUCGAUAACAAUGUCACAAGAAAUUAUUUUUAACCUAUUAAAAAAAAAUAUAUGAUUUUGAAAUAUUGAAGUAGAUAACAUAAAGUAAAAUGAAAUUAAUUUUAAUCUUACACACCAAGAGUAUAAAAGAUGAGAUUUACUGUUGGGAUUUACAAACCUCCUUUGGGUCAUUAGCAAAGAGUCUUAUCGCAUUUUUUUUUCAUCCCCAAAAGUGCAGUUACAUUAUAAAUAUGGUAAGUGUCAUUAUGUUGUUUUCUCUGAAAACAUUUAAAAAUUUAGGAAUAAAGAAUUAAGUUCCUGACUCAUGUUUUACUAGCUAUUUAUAAUAUAUCUCUAACCAUAUAUUUUGUUUUAUGAUAAUAAAAAGAAAGGUACCUAAUCCUGAUUUUGUGAAAAUGGAAUUAUAACUCUUGCAGACAUUUUUGCCCAAACCCUUACAAAGAAAAAUUCUAUAAUAUUGUCAAUCAAAUAUGGAGAUGACUGGAACUAGCUCACUGGUAAAACAAGUUUUAUCUUCCCAUGAAAAUGUAUUUCCAAAUACUAUUACGUUAUGUUAAUCAUAAUAAUAAUCUUUCUUUGACCGCACAGCAAAUAACAAUAAUCAUAAACAUACAUUUUUAAGUGUAGCUAUUUAUUUUCUGUCAUUUCGGCACACACUUUUGAGAACCUGAGCUCUUUAGAAUGAAUUCAAUAAGUUAUACCUGAGAAAGCUUCAUCUUCAGUUUGUCUACAAUGGCAAUGGUGCUACAAGUCAUUUGGCUGAUUAUAUCACAUAACAAAUGUUUUAAUGUUUUAAUAUAUCCUUAAAAAAAACAACCCCACCAAUGAAAUUUAUUACUUUUAACAUUAUUAGCCCCCAAAUAUUCCUUUUAAAUCUACUUUCCAAUUAAGAGUAUUUAAAGAAACUAUUAUCCAUUAAUUUGCUUACUGCCGCUCAACUUUAAUAACUUCUGAGUAGUCUUAAAACACAAGUGAGGGAUGUUAUAAUGAAUAUGAUGUCAAAUUUAUAUAAAUUCCUAAUGAAAAUAAACUUGAAAGAGAAAGUAAACAGAUAAAGAAAUUUUAUAAAUGCUGUAAUCAGAGUUGAAUUACCCCUGUAACAUUUUGUGAGCCUUGACCUUUUAAUUAGGUUACAGAAAAAUGACUUUUCAAGGAGAGAAACAAAACUAAUUAGGAAGUUUGAAAGUUGCGUUGACUUCUUGUACUUGCAUUGUACUAUUGUACAUGUUCUAUUCAGGAAAAAUAAUAGUGUUCAAGAUGGUGUUUU